This is a messenger RNA of Rattus rattus (black rat), 2856 nucleotides long. It is a transcript of the gene Zmynd10, whose product is annotated as zinc finger MYND-type containing 10. The record is from RefSeq and is a predicted model, not a curated record. Gene Ontology annotation, biological process: inner dynein arm assembly; motile cilium assembly; outer dynein arm assembly. The coding region runs from base 1230 to 2552 and encodes 440 amino acids. Gene Ontology annotation, cellular component: centriolar satellite; cytoplasm. NCBI's taxonomy places the organism in Eukaryota, Metazoa, Chordata, Mammalia, Rodentia, Muridae. The transcript has 12 exons.
GGCUCUUAUAUAGACAGGCUGGCCUGGAACUUCCUGGUUUGAACUUCUGGUUCUCCUGCCUUGGUCUCCUGGGGAUUAGGAUUAUAGGUUUCUGUUCCCACAGCCCACGUAUGCAGUCCUGGGCAUUGAGGACAAGGCUUUGUGCAUGUGAGACAGGCAAGUACUCAGCUCUGGCCUGUAAACUGAUUGCCAAGGAAGAUCUGGGUGACUUAAGCUGAGCCCUGAAGGAAUAAGACUAUUCCAGAAGAAAUAAGUCAAGGGCCAAACAUGUUUGCCCAUGCUUAUAAUACUAACACUAAGGAGACUGACACAAGAGAUUUGCCCCAAGUUCAAGAACAGCUUGGACUACAUAACGAAUUAAAACCAAGUUGGGUGACACAGUCAGACCCUGUGUCCAGGGAAAGCCUACAAGGCUGGAACAUGGGAAACAAGCACGGCGGUGGGCGCCUGAAUCCCCAACACUUGGGAAGCUGACCAAGAAAAAGAAAAAUGUAAACCAGCCCUGAUUCUGAGCUCAUGUUGGUCUUGGCUAUGAGACCCUGUCUCAAAGAAAGAGGAAGGGGUGCUGGGGAGAUGGCCCACACACAAACAUUUUUAAAGUAAAAGAGGUGGGACAAAAAUUGAAGCACGGGGGUAGGAGAGAGGGUGAGGGUAGGUUCUUGGGAGUAGCUGGCAAACCACUGUGACUGUGGUCAAGUAUUUUGGGAGCCAGGAAGAAUGUUAGAUGUACAUCAUUAGGGCUCCUGGCCUGAGCACGGUAGUGCAUGCCUUAAUUUCAGCACUAAAGAGACAGAGACUGGUGGAGCUCUUUGACUUGAAGGCCAGUUUGGUAUAAAUAGGAAGUUCCCCGCCAGCCUGUAUCAUAAAGUAAAACAAAAAACAAACAAAAAAAAGACUCGGCUGCAGAAACGGCUAAGACAGUGCAGCUGCAGGAGUUGGUGAGGAUCCGAGUUACUUCACAGCUGCGCAAGCCCCAGAGAGAUGUGAUGAGUGGGUCUCGCAUGGGGGCUGUUUAUUGGCGGUGAGGUGGGCGUGGCAUCGGGACAAAACUACGCAGGCGCCAAGCUCCCUCGUUUCCAUGGCGACGAGGACUCACACGCCUCAACGGCUUAGCAACUGUUCUGCUCAAGACUUUGGUCCUGCCGCUGGACUCUGUCGUCCUUAAAUAUUUCAGUUUUCCUUCUCCAUUCCGACUGCUUCCUGAAGCCAAAGGAAUCUUGGUCCCUGGCAUGGGUGACCUGGAGCUGCUGUUGCCUGGGGAGGCUGAGGUGCUGGUGCGGGGCCUGCACAGCUUCCAGCUUCGGGAGAUGGGAUCUGAAGGGUGGAGUAAGCAACAUGAGAACCUGGAGAAGUUGAACAUGCAAGCCAUCCUCGAUGCAACUGUCAGCCAGGCUGAGCCCAUCCAGGAACUGUUGGUCACCCACGGGAAGAUCCCAACGCUGGUGGAGGAGCUGAUUGCUGUGGAGAUGUGGAAACAGAGGGUGUUCCCGGUGCUGUGCCGGCUGGAGGACUUCAAGCCCCAGAACACCUUCCCCAUAUACAUGGUGGUACAUCAUGAGGCCUCCAUCAUCAAUCUCCUAGAGACAGUAUUCUUCCACAAGGAAGUGUGUGAAUCAGCAGAUGACACGGUCUUGGACCUAGUAGACUACUGCCACCGCAAGCUGAUACUGCUAGUGGCUCGGAAAGGCGGUGGUGACCUGUCUGAGGAAGAACGGUUCCAGGACAGUACCCCUAUGCAAGAGCUGCAGAAGCAGGCAGAGAUGAUGGAGUUUGAGAUCUCCCUGAAAGCCCUUUCCGUGCUUCGAUACAUCACAGAUUGCGUGGAUAGCCUCUCCCUGAGCACACUGAACCGAAUGCUUACCACACACAACUUGCCCUGCCUCCUGGUGGAACUGCUAGAGCACAGUCCCUGGAUCCGGCGGGAAGGAGGCAAGCUGCAGCAUUUUGAGAGUGGCCGAUGGCAGACAGUGGCCCCCUCAGAGCAUCAAAAGCUGAACAAACUGGAUGGGCAAGUAUGGAUCGCCUUGUACAAUCUACUGCUCAGUCCUGAGGCCCGAACCCGUUACUGCCUUACAAACUUUGCCAAGGGACAGCUGCUUAAGCUUCAGGCCUUCCUCACCGACACACUGCUUGACCAGCUGCCCAACCUUGCUGAUCUGAAGAAUUUCCUGGCCCACCUGGCCCUGGUUGAAACUCAACCCCCUAAGAAGGACCUAGUGUUAGAACAGAUCCCAGAAAUCUGGGAUCGGCUGGAGCGAGAGAACAAAGGCAAGUGGCAGGCUAUCGCCAAGCACCAGCUUCAGCACGUAUUCAGCCUCUCCGAGAAGGAUCUUCGCCAACAAGCACAGAGGUGGGCUGAAACCUACAGGCUGGACGUCUUAGAGGCUGUAGCUCCGGAGAGGCCCCGCUGUGCCUACUGCAGUGCCGAGGCCUCCAAGCGCUGCUCCAGAUGCCAGAAAGUGUGGUAUUGCUGCAGGGAGUGUCAAGUCAAGCACUGGGAGAAGCACGGAAAGACGUGUGUUCUAGCAGCCCAGGGUGACAGAGCCAAGUGAAGGCCAGUAGCUGCUGAGGGCCGACAAAAGAGUGCACCCAGAAUGUGACUCUGAGCUUCAGGGACUCUUGCCUGGCCCCUGUCAGACCUCAAUUUCCCUGGUUGAGGAGCACAGCUGAGUCAAGAAGAGCUGCAAACCACUACACAGAAGCGAAGGCUCUUCACUUCCUGCCCCACCCAGCAAAUACGUAGAGGACCAGGCCACAGCAUCAGCAAACUAGCAGACAGGGUUGGGGGGUUGUGAGCAAGGGCCGGAUGUGGAGACCCUCUUCCUUUCUCACAAUAAAGCAGACUCAUGAAACGCA